Messenger RNA from Schistosoma rodhaini, 2615 nucleotides. NCBI's taxonomy places the organism in Eukaryota, Metazoa, Platyhelminthes, Trematoda, Strigeidida, Schistosomatidae. The record is from the annotation of a GenBank genome assembly.
AUGAAUUCAUUAAAUUAUACAAAUCAUAUCGUUUUAGGAAAUAUUUUAUUCUCAACAUUAUAUCUAUCAAUGUCUAUAUUAAAUUUAUUGGAUACUUAUUACGUAAUAUCAGCAAAUUCAAUACAAUUUAUAAAUAAUAAUAAUAAUAAUAAUAAUAAUAAUAAUGAUGAAAUUACAUAUGAACAACAAUCAAUCAAUAAGAUAAAUGUAAAUGGGAACAAAUUUGAGAAUGGGAACAAACUUAUAAAUGGGAACAUUUUAUUCAUAACUAAUUUUAAUUAUGAACAUACCUUAGUUACAUAUUAUACAGAAAUAUUUGGUGGUAUUUUAAAUUUUAUUUCAGCUAGCUUAUAUUUAACUACACAGUUACAUAGUUUAUUAUUAGUAAAUAAUAAUAAUAAUAAUAAUUCAAAGGAGAAAAAAUUGAAAUCUCGUCCAAGAAUCCCAUUUCCUCAUUAUUAUUUAUAUACUGAUGAACAAAUUAUAAUUGUUCAACAAUAUUUUGAAUUUUCAAGUUUACUUGCUAUUAUUUCUGGUAUAUUCGGUUGUUUUAUGAUAAUGACAACAACAAUUUUAAGAACUUACAAAAUAUUUGCAAAUCAUUUAAAAAAAUAUUUAAUUACUACCAUUUUAAAUUUAAAUUUAAAUUUAAAAUGGUUUGUUGAUAUGACAACUAUUAAAAUACAACAAAUAAAUCAAAUAUUAUUAAUAUUUAUAUUAUUGAUUAUUAAUAUUUAUGCUUUAUGUUUAUCUAGUAAAAUAAAAUGUAAAUAUUAUAAAAAUAAUUUAAAUAAUAAAAAUAAUGAAAAUAAUAAUUUAAAAGAAAAAAAAUUAAUAAUCAAUAAAAAAAAUGAUCUAAAAUUUUGUAAACAAUUAAUUCAAUUAAUUUUAUUAUUUUCUAUUAUAUUAAUAAUUUUAGGUAAUUUAAUUAUUAUUAUAAAUAUUUUUGAAUUAUUUCAAAUAAAUAAUUAUUAUUUAUUUAAUAAUUAUUUAUUAAAUAAAUUAAAAUUAUAUAAAAUUUUUAAUUUUUUUAAUGGUUUAUUAAUUAUAUUCAUUGGAUUUUUAUCUAUUUUAUCAUUAAAAUAUUUUACUAUACCAUUUAAAAAUAUUUUAAAACAAUAUGAAAUUUUAAAUAAAUCAUAUAAAUUAAAAAAUAUAAUAAUUAAACAUUUUAAUUGUCCAUUAUAUUUAAUUAUUUUAUUAUUAUGUUUUAUAUCUAUACCAAUACAUAUAUAUUAUCAUAUUAAUAAUAAAUUAAAUUAUUUAUUAUUUAAUAUAAAUCAAUUCAAUAAUCAAUUCAAUAAUCAAUUUAAUAAUUCAAUCAAUUUAUUUCAUUAUGGAUAUAUAUUAAAUUAUUUUUCAAAUUUUUUAUCAUUUUUAAUAUUGAUUUUAUUAUUAUGUUGUACAUUUAUUGAUUUAUAUAUACGUAAUAAAUUUCAAUUAAAUUUAAAAUUGAAUUCAUUUAAUCAAUUACUAUUAAAUAGUCCGAUCAAUACUAAUAUUGAACAAUUAAUAGAAAAAGAAAAAUUAAAAAAUUAUUAUAAUAAUUAUAUGAGUAAUAUCAUAUAUCCUGAAUUGAAAAUAUCUCCUAUAUCCUAUUCAUAUUUACCUUCACAUAAUAAUUUAACAUUUAAGGAAAAUGAUACAUUAAAUAUGAGAAAAUAUAAAAUUAAAAGAAUGAAUCAAAGAUUUUCAGAACCAUGUCAACAAAUUGAAGAGAUCAAAUGUGUAGAAUAUUCAGCUUUACAAAAAUCUGAUACUACUACUACUACUACUACUAAUAAUAAUAAUAUUAAUGAAACUAGACCUAUUCCCUAUUUAACAUCUAAUAUUCAUCCAUCUAAUUGUAUCAAUCCAGAAUAUCUUGAAUUAGAUACCAUUGAAUCUGAUAUUAAAUCAUCUAAACCAUCUAAAGGUUAUGAAAUAGAUAUGAAUCCAAAUUAUUUAAGUCAUAUGGUUUAUAAAUGUUCAAUGGAUCCACCACAAUUAAUUUAUCAUAAAUAUAAUGAAACAAAUCAAUUGACUUAUAAUUAUCCAAUAGAACCAUGUGAAUAUAUGAGUUGUGAUUUAUCAUCAUCACAACAACAAGCACAUGUAACAUUAAUUCAUCCUCAUCAUCAUCAUCAUCAUCAUCAUCAUCCUGAAAUGAAUAUUGGAAUGAAUAAUUUAAGUAAUUUAACAUCUAGUGAAUUAAUAAAAUUAUUUACGGAUACAACAGGAGAAAAUUUUAUUACAUCCGUUUGAUAACCGUCCGACAAUCUAUCUAUCUAUCUAUAUCUUUAUCUACCUACCUAUCUAGCUAAUCUAUCUAUCUAUCUAACUAUCUAAUAAUCUAUCUAUCUAUCUAUCAAUAUGAAGAAAGUUUCAGGGAAUAUAAAUUCAAAUAGCAUAUUUACAGUUUAUUUUAAUGGUAUCUAACAGUCAGUUUUGUUUUCUAUGCUAUUUAUAAAAGUUAUUCCUAUAACAUUUUAUUGAUUUAUGUAUUAUUCUUCUUCUUCUGUGUUUUAUUGUUUAUUGAUUAUUAAUAAUAAUCAUAUUAUUAUUGAUAUUGCUAAUUUGUACUGGGAUACUAGGCAAAUAUUCUGAUUAAAACACGGAGUUUUGUUAAAGAAUCA